AUUUCGCAUCAAAACAGGGGUUUCUCAGUAUACCGGCCUGAGCGCAGCGCCAUGUUGGAGUUUCUCUUGAGCAAGAUAGACGUUCCUUAUCGGUACACGACCGUGGCCAGUUUUCUGGCGUGCUUGGCGAUACAGGAGGCGCUGAGUCCAUGGCUGUCCCGGCGGAUGACGUCGUCGUAUGCACAGCUGUCGUCAGUACAGCAGGUGGAAUGGGAUAACAGAAUCAUGUCCAUUGCGCAUGCGCUGACGGCAUCAUUCCUAUCACUCCUGGCCUUCUUCGUUGACGAGGGAUUGACACCAGAUGCUGUCAGAUAUGACUCCCAUAUUGUGCUGCUGGGUUCGGCCAUUCUUCUGGGUUACGCGUUGGCAGAUCUAGUUGAGACGUGUGUGCGACCACGUGCCCUGUGGACAACAGACAUGGUGUUCCAUCACGUGAUCUGCCUCUGCAUCCCGUGUGUCUACUUUAUGUACAGAUGCGCCCCCUAUUACGGAAACAUCGGGUGGAUGGCAGAGAUAUCUAGUCCAUUCUUACAUAUAAGACGAUUGCUAAUGAUGACGGGUUCGAAGAAGACGUCCCAAGCCUACAAGGUCAACGGCAUCCUGUUCGUCCUAACGUUCUUCGUCUUCCGGAUCGCCGUCAUCCCGUGGUUCUGGCACAACUGGCUAUUCCGGCUGACCGUCAAUCCGGAUUAUUACCUCCCCGAGAACGCCGUGCCCCUCAAUACCUCCAUAUCAGAAGGAAUCAUCAUGAACGUGCUGAAUUCUUAUUGGUUCGUGAGAUUGUGCAUUGUCACGUGGAGGCAUCUCUCCCUUUCAAAAGAACACGACGAAUGAGAAAUCAGCCAAUCAGCACAGACUAUUUUAUCAGGAGAUUUAAAACAGAAAGAAAAGCUAUCUAGCAAUAGGACACGGACUAUGUGAUCGAAAGGGAAAGGAGAAAAGUGACACCUUUAAGUUAGUCUGCAAAAUUAUAGAAUUAUAUGUACUAAUUCUGUAAUGUUACAUGAGGUUAUCAUCACUGUUCAAUUUUGUAUGUACGUUGUUGUUGUUUAACUUUUCCUGUCUUUUCAUGAUGACGUAAAGGUUAGGUUUUAAUCUAUUGUUUGAGUGCGUCAACAUCUAGUGUUGUAUCGAACGAUUCUGAAAUGAAAUUAGCAGGCAGUCAGGCACUUCUGACGCCAAAUGAGGUUUAUCCUAGUGAAUAAUUUAUUGAAUAUAAGAGAUACUGCAGUACCUCGUUUUGAUGUACCACAUUCAAUCUAACAUUUAGUAUGUCAAAUGAAGAGAUGCAGUUGAGAUUUCAUGUUCCAGCUGGACAUGCACACUUCGAACUGUGAACUGGCUUAUUCGUAAGUAUGUCCGUCACUAAAACGCUAUUACACAGGGCGUACUAUUUCGUAGAAGAAAAGUGGAGCAUAAAAUGUUCCAUAUCACUGACAGUAGAUUCCUUGUGCGUUGAAGGCGUUAUAAAGAAGUUAUAGUGUGUCUAGACCUAUUCUUGCAUUGUCAGAUUUGUACUUCUAGAUGAAAUGUGUAUUUUGGGACAAAGGAAGAUAUGAUACUGUAUCCCCGUGGUGAGUGUGGUCACGCUAGACAAGACUAAAUAGUGUAAGGAGGCUCACGAUUCUAAAUACGCAUAUGCAGAGAUAUGCAUUAUGGUAAGGUGAAGGCCCCUAAUACAAAACCAAACAUGUCUGGACAUUUCCGAAAAUAAUUUCAUCAGGUGAGAAAAACUGGCUGUGUAAAAAGAAAAGUCUUAUAUCCUAUGUUUGGCCAUUGUUCUGUUAACAAAUCUGGGGCCUACACAUUUGACGUAGAAACUACAAUGCAUUUCUUUACGCAUGCGUACUUAGGAUCAUGAAUCUCCUUUAGGACAUAGUGACCAAAAGUGACCUUUCCUUCAACUCCUAACAUGAACUUUAGCUGAUGAAAAAAAGUUGGCAAAAUACCAUUAUGUAAAUUUACUUGUACAAGGAAAAAUGCAGUGUUGCCGCCGGUGUAGUAAGUAAUCUAGGCUGUAUUUUAGAACAUUGAUUGUGUUUGUCUUGUUAUGUUAAUGUACAUUGGAAUUCGGAAGGUAUACACAUAAGAAAUGUAAAUUUUCAUGAAAUGUAUGUGCAAUACUGCAAAGAUUCUACAAUUUUUAUUGCCAUUUUGUUUUUAAAAGCACAUAAACAAUAAAUACUGCAUCAGUGCGAUACAAAAUGCUGCUAACAUGUAGAUCGACUUAUUCUGCUGGUCAUUGUGACUUUCGAGCGGAAUUUCUUGCAAUUUCAAAGGCAGAAUCAAUUUUUGUACCAAUUGUGAAAGCACUGUUCUCGCAAGUAGUGUACAAGUAGCCAUUACAAACCAAAUGUUUCCAAGAUGUAUUUUCGCUCUUAAUGUCCAAAGUAUGUUAGAUUCUCUGAAUAGAUUUGAUGUUCAAAUUGAA
This is a messenger RNA of Branchiostoma floridae (Florida lancelet), 2431 nucleotides long. Its product is annotated as TLC domain-containing protein 4-B-like. Gene Ontology annotation, biological process: lipid homeostasis. Lineage: Eukaryota; Metazoa; Chordata; Leptocardii; Amphioxiformes; Branchiostomatidae. The transcript is spliced from 7 exons. The record is from RefSeq and is a predicted model, not a curated record. The coding region runs from base 52 to 834 and encodes 260 amino acids. Gene Ontology annotation, cellular component: membrane; endoplasmic reticulum.